Drosophila guanche is the source of this 1405-nucleotide messenger RNA. RefSeq lists its product as uncharacterized. The record is from RefSeq and is a predicted model, not a curated record. The transcript has 5 exons. The coding region runs from base 88 to 1302 and encodes 404 amino acids. Lineage: Eukaryota; Metazoa; Arthropoda; Insecta; Diptera; Drosophilidae.
GCAGCAAGGCAAAGUCACUUGAGGUCCACCGCUAAGGAUUAUCCAAACAAAAACACCCGCAAGCGCUUAUAGGAAACAGCAAAAGCCAUGGCAAUGAGAGCUCUCGCCUUGCUGGCCAUAGUCGGCGCAGUCGGCAUGGGCCUGGUGGCCGGCGAAGGUCUGCGUCUGCCCGACCAGCAGUCGUCGAACAACAUACAGCAGGUGUAUGCGCCGCAGCCGCAACAACAGCCACAGACACUGCAAUUCCAGCAGCAGCCACAGCAGACCGGACCCGCUGGAGUGGGUGAGGAGCGUGGUCGCUCCUCCAUUUUGAGCAUCUUUGGCCUGGGAGGCAGCGACAACGAUCCGUAUCUGGCGCGCACCAACAGCAACUGUCUGGGCGGCGAUCUCUCCGAGUGCUUCAAGACCCAAGCCCUCAAUACGUUCGAUGAGAUUUUCUACAGAGAUCAGUACCGCCUCUCGGACUUUGCUCGCGUCGUGCGUCUGCCCGAGACCCAGCAGCGUUCGCUGCUGCAGGAGCCCUUCGAGUACUCGGAGGAGCCACGUGGCGAGGACGACGACUGGAAUCUGCUGGUGAAAUUCGCCCUGCGCCGCGCCGAACGCUUCAUCAAGUCCACGGCUCUGGAGGUGGAGUGGCCCGAGGAGCUCACCGAGGCCGGCCGCUACGAGGCCCGCUUCAUUGGCAACGACAUUGAUGAUGAACUGGAUGUCGUUGAGAACAAGCGAGCGGGUGCCUUCUCUCGCAAGAAGCUCAAGAAGAUGAUUAUUCCCCUGCUGUUGGUGCUGAAGAUCUUCAAGCUGAAGCUGCUCCUCUUCCUGCCCUUCAUUCUGGGCAUCGCUGGCCUCAAGAAGAUCCUCGGCCUGGCUGCCAUCAUCCUGCCCGGUCUGUUCGCCUACUUCAAGCUCUGCCGGCCUCCAGGCGGCGUGGGCGGUGCCUUCGGCGGCGGCCUCUCCGGCCUCUUUGGCAGCAAGAACACCUUCCCCGAGUACACGCCACAGGGCGUAGGUGCGGCCACGUACUACCAUCACCAUGAGCACUUCGAGGGCGGCGGCCAUGGCGGUCCACCCGGCUCCUUCCCCUAUCGCCAGGAGCCGAGCUUCGCGAAGCCCUACACUGAUUACUACAGCAAGAGCUACCAGGGACAGGGCCAACAGCAGCAGCAGCAGCAGGUGGGCGGCAACUCCGUCAGCUUUGGCGAGCCCCAUGAGGCGGCCUACAACGGCUACUACGGCCGCAACACCGGCAAGGACAUUGCCGCCGAGCCCCAACAGCAGCAGCAGCAGCAGCCACAGAAGAGCUAGAGAAGGUUCCACGGCCCGUUGUUAUUUAUUUGGCCCUUGGCCUUGUUGCAUUCCUAUAAGAAUAUUUAUUACGCUAAUUGUAAAUAAAACCCAAAACUUUCAA